Ixodes scapularis (black-legged tick) is the source of this 2562-nucleotide messenger RNA. RefSeq names its product quinone oxidoreductase-like protein 1. The transcript is spliced from 10 exons. The record is from RefSeq and is a predicted model, not a curated record. Lineage: Eukaryota; Metazoa; Arthropoda; Arachnida; Ixodida; Ixodidae. Gene Ontology annotation, molecular function: oxidoreductase activity. Bases 151 to 1308 code for a protein of 385 amino acids.
UUCCACCCCCUCGCCUACCGACUACUCUCCCUUCUUUCUCUCGUGUCUCGUUGCACGCAUUUUAUUCUGCACGGCUGGUGCUGUGCGGCGUAUCGCGUUUGUAGUGUGGGGGGAGAUGACUGUCGUUGAUUUGCGUUAAACCGUCCGACGAUGCAACCGAACAAGACCAUGAAGGCAAUCUUCAAGGAGGUUGUCGAGGGCCAACGAACCCAGAUUCUAGUCGAACACGACGUCGGUGUACCGCCUGUGGACAAAUACUCGGUGCUGAUAAAUGUGAAAGCAUGUGCCAUUUCCAGGACUGAUGACAAGGUUCUCAAGCUGCUUUAUAAGGAGAAGUCAAAGACCAAGUACCCAGUGUGCUAUGAGAUUGCAGGUGUUGUGGUGGAAGUCGGUGAUUGGGUGAUGUCUGUCAACCCUGGAGACGGAGUUGUCGGCUUGAUUCCACUGGAUUAUGAUCAGUCCGGAUGUGCCGACUAUGUCUGCCUGAACGAAUAUGACAUCGCCAAGAAGCCCGACAAUGUGAGCUUUGUCGACGCAGCAGGCUGCAUUGGCGACGCUGUAAGAGCUUACACAGGGCUGCACUACCUGGGUCGCAUGACCAGCGGCGACACUGUCCUGGUGAUGGAUGGCGCUUCAUCCUUUGGUGCUAUUGCUGUGCAGUUGGCUCAUCACUGGGGUGCAAAGGUGAUCACAACUGUGAGUUCUGCCGACGAAGCACUCUACCUGGAAGGCUUGAGGGGCCAGGUGGCUAAGGUGAUUGACUUGAGCAAGACAGACAACUCCACGGACUUCAUCACCAACUACACUGUGCUGGGAAACAAUAACAACAACAACAACGUUGGCAGCGGCAAAGCUGCCCUGGUGCCAGCUUGCAUGCAGGAGACGGGGGGCUUGGGUGUCGAUCUGGUGUUCGACAACGGAGUCACUCAGUUUGCCGAAACAAGCUACCACAUCAUCCCAGAGGAGACCUACUCGCACCCAGUGCCCAGCAAACACGACAUUGUGUCGUGCCUCGCGGUGGGCGGCCGCUGGAUCACGUCCAAGAGCGACCUGCAGUUGGACCCUCCACACUCCCAGAUGAUGUUUAUGAAGUGUGCCUCUCUGGGAUUUUUGUUUGAACAUGCCUGGACCCUGUCUUCAACUCAGCAGGGGCGCUAUCUGCAUAUCCUGAUGGACAUCAUGGAAAAAGUGUCGAGCGGCGUCAUCAGGCCCAACAUACACCACACCGUUUCAUUUGAAGCUGUACCAGAGGCAUUUCAGAAGCUCCCCGAGGAAAGAGUGGGCAAGGUUGUGAUGAAAAUGAAGUGAACAAACUUUUCGACAUUUUGUCAUUCCGAGGUUGUACCACUAUGCUUCCAAGUGCUCUCAAAUUUUUCUAGUCUCAUAGCGGCUUUCUAUAGCAUUUCCUUGGACAUUAUCGACAAUUAAUCUCAUCAGUUACAGCUUUCAACUUCGCUUGUUUUGUUAAGUGGAUUGAACCUGUUGUGCAAACUUUACGACGGUCACUGUUACAAGCAGCACUGUUGCUGUUGGGAUAGGAAUGUUCCAUAAGCCACAGCAUCAGACCUCGAGUCUUUGCUACAUUUCUGUGAAUUCAUUGCCCAGGCAACUUUGAAUGUACAGCAUGCUGGCUAAGUGCACACCUUCACUUGCUCACUAGUCUUCUGUGUUAGGGAUGCCAUUGUAGUAGUCAUCAUUACACUAAAGUGGACCUCCUACCCUAAUAUGGAGCCUAUGCUUGAAAGGCUUCUUAAAAGACAUCUGUUGUCUCGCAAUGUCUUCUUUUUAUGGUGCUCAUGGUAUGUGCUGCAUACAAGUCAUGUAGGCAUGAGCUAAUGUGCAAAGUCAGUGCUGGUUGAUGAAAGCUAAAUGAUAUACCUUGAAUGCUUACAAGUGUGAUACAGGUAAAGGGCAAGAAGGAUGUGUCCCUCAAAGAUGAAAAUGGCAGCUGAAGUGCAGCGUAAAGAAAAGAACAGCUCUUCUAUGACUGCUGAAUGACCGAGAUUAGUUUCUUUAAGUUUUUGCAUGCAAGUACAAAUACUUGCAUUCAAUGCAAGUACCUGUAAAAAUGCUAAAUAUGACAGGCCAAUUUGACGGUGUUUCACUUGACAAAUCUGGAGAUAACUGCAAGAUAGCUUGUGUCAGCCUGGAUAAGGCUGAACCUGGGUCAAGUGACAUAUUGGAAAUGGAUUAAUGCAAAGCUAAAUAUCAGAACUAAGAGCAUUUAGUGCCUGUUCAUUGUGCAAUGUCCAGUAAGUUCGGAGCAAUUCAUUAAAGUAAGUCUUGAGUCUAAACAGUGGCAUGUACUUCUCUCAACCAGUAUGCUUUGUGUUGAAUGUUCAUAAAUUGCAGUAUUUCCCUCCCAUCAUUUUGAGGGAUAUAAACAUCCUUGCCCCUUGAUAUUGGUUGUGCCAACACCAUUUUGCAAGGCCCAGUUUUUAGUAAAAGGCCAUCACAGAUAUAUUUCAAUCGAUGAAGUGCAUACAUUCCAAACCUGGAAUAUGUGAGUUGUAACCUAAAAAAUUUCAAUUAAAACUUUUCUCUGCAACCUGUCACUGUGCU